AUGAUGCGCCCUCUUCAGCUUGUGAUCAAUGUCGAUAUCGUAAGAUCAAGUGCGAUAGGCUUCAACCAGAGUGUUCUAGCUGUCAUAAAACCGGCAUCUCGCGAUGAUUUUACUACCGUCCUAGAGCGUCUUGACGGAGUUGAUCAGACCUUAAGCGCCCUCACUAAAAUCACCGAACAACUUGCCGCUCGAACAUUCACAUCCAACUCGAAUUCCUCUCCUCCUACUUCAUCUUUACCUCAACCAACACAGACCUCGAGUAAUGAUGAAGGUAGUGCCAUUUUACCAAGCGCGCAGAGAGAUCGACCUGGACAGGUGGCCGAGGAUGGAUGUCGACAUGAAACUAUAAGUUUAGGCCAAGGGAGCGAACGGAUUUAUAGCUAUCCUGCGGCUAUUCCUUUACUUGUAUCGUUAUCGAAGCAAUUAGCUCAAGUUCUCGUCGAGCACGGUGGUGAACAAGACGGCAGUGUAGACGCGAUUGUUAAGGACCCAGCGUUGCGAAUUGCUCUUCGACGACAGCUUCAAAACUUCCCCUUCCCACAAUGUCAGCAACCCGUCGUAGCGAGCGACCACAAGCCUAUCACCGCUCCACCACGCUUUUUGGUUGACUUGUUUGUUAAUAACUUCUUGCGCAAUAUCAACAUCCGCUUUCCAAUAUUCGAAGAGGCAGUACUUUAUCGUGCUAUCGAUAUGUAUUAUUCGGGCGAGUCGUCAGGCGAUACUAACGCUUGGACAUCCAUAUUCAACAAUAUCGUUUUACUUGGUUUGGGCCUCGAGGUGCAGGUAGCGGAAGCUACCCAGUCUAAUACAAGGAAUAUGAACAAUGACCUACUUCCUUCUUUCUUACAGAACUGCGACCGUGCUAUAGCUGAUCUCGACUCUUUCACAUGUCCAUCUAUAAUUAAUGUUCAAGCGCUCAUAAUGUUGGUAUGUUACAACAACUCUCCCAUAUUUCUCUAUUCGUACUUGAAAACGGACCUCUAA
Molecule: messenger RNA, 984 nt
Organism: Daldinia childiae
Lineage: Eukaryota; Fungi; Ascomycota; Sordariomycetes; Xylariales; Hypoxylaceae
Exons: 2
Coding region: 1-984 (327 amino acids)
Source: RefSeq, a predicted model, not a curated record